UAGAUGGGCGAAUAACAUAAAAGAAAAAAUUCAUUAUCGAAACGUAUAUAUCCAGGUGUAUCAUAUAAAUACUUUGUACGAUUGUACUCUCUCCUAAUCUAUCCUUGUUAUUCUUCAUUGAUUACUGAACAUAUUAUUAAUUGAAUACACAUUCCUGAAUGCACUGUUAUCAUUGUCUAUAUGAAAACGAGUCUUAUUUGUAUAGGAACUAAAUCGUUACUGCCAUCGUUACUGAAUUUGUUACUGUCAUAACAAUUACAAUGCCUGCAACAGCUUUGCAUAAGUUUAUAACAUUCAUAGGAUUACUUUCAAUACUACAUGCGGCCUAUUCUGCUGCGCAACAUCGUUCAUACUUGCGAAUAACGGAACAAGAAUUUACCACUCUACCGAUCGAUAUUUUAAUACAGGGCAUUGUCAGCUUAUUUAUGGUUAUGUACGGAGUAAUGUAUAUAGCUGGCGAUUUCAAAGAAAUUCGAGCUGUGGUUGAUUUGGAAAAUAAGUCUUGGGAAACUCUGCGAAAUUUGCCAUCAUUUCAAACGUUCAAUCAUCGCGGAAGACAUUUCUUUCUUCGACAAUAAGGUUAUGCUAAAUUAAUGUUAAAAAAGAUGUAAUAUCAAUGCAAUUUUUCGAGGAUUAAUAAAUUUGAUACACUUCGCAAUAUAUUCCACAUAAAUCACAAAAUCAUGUAUACAGGUAAAAACAACAACUUCACCAAUAUAAUUUGAAUUUUAAAUCAUGUAUUUAAAAAUAUAUGUAAAUGUACAUAUACUUUCUAUGGACAUGGCAGUAAAGUAUAAAUAAAAGAAAUCUGAAAAUUUUA
Hylaeus volcanicus is the source of this 820-nucleotide messenger RNA. RefSeq names its product ER membrane protein complex subunit 5 (gene EMC5). The transcript is spliced from 3 exons. Gene Ontology annotation, cellular component: EMC complex; early endosome; plasma membrane. The record is from RefSeq and is a predicted model, not a curated record. NCBI's taxonomy places the organism in Eukaryota, Metazoa, Arthropoda, Insecta, Hymenoptera, Colletidae. The coding region runs from base 261 to 578 and encodes 105 amino acids.